CCUGUACAAUCCUUAUGCUUGUAUUGGAUGAACAGGAAGAUGGAUGAAGAUCUGAAGAGAAAACUGCUCGUUGUUCUUGCUGUCCUCUUGCUGCCCAGCUCAGCACGAACAGGGAAUACAGACAGACUCUCAGGGCAUCACUGCACUGACUUCCAGACAGCCAAUUUCCUACGGGGCAGCAAACUGAAGGUCCAGUUUCUUCUCUUCACCUCCUCGAGCCCCAGCUGUGGAGAGCUGAUUUCAGCUGAUGAUGGCAUCAAGAACUGCAGCUUCAACAGCAGCCUGGAAACCAAAAUCAUCAUCCAUGGCUUCAGGGCUUUGGGUACCAAACCUUCCUGGAUUGAAGGGCUUGUCCGAGCCAUACUGCACACCAGCCAGGUGAAUGUGAUCGCAGUAGACUGGGUUUACGGGUCUACAGGAGCCUAUCCCUCCGCAGUGGAAAAUGUCACACAGCUGGCUCUCGCCAUCUCACACUUCAUCAGCAAGCUCCUGGCCCUGGGAGUCUCAGGGACAUCUAUCCACAUCAUUGGGGUAAGCCUCGGAGCACACGUCGGGGGCCUGGUGGGGCACUUCCAUGGCGGUCACCUGGGACGGAUAACAGCCCUGGAUCCUGCAGGCCCUAAGUACACCAGAGCCAGCCCCGAGGAACGCCUGGAUCCUGGGGAUGCCCUCUUUGUGGAAGCCAUUCAUACUGAUGCUGACAAUUUCGGGAUCCGGAUUCCUGUAGGCCACAUCGAUUACUUUGUCAAUGGAGGCAAAGAUCAGCCAGGAUGCCCCCGAUUCAUCUCUGCAGGCUAUAACUUCCUGAUCUGUGAUCACAUGCGGGCUGUGCAUCUCUACAUCAGUGCCUUGAACCAUCCCUGUCCCAUCAUGGGGUUCCCCUGUGCAAGUCAUCAAGAUUUUCUAAAUGGUCAUUGCCUGGACUGUGCAGAACCCUUCCUGUCCUUCUGUCCCAGAAUAGGCCUGCUGGAGCAGGCAGGUGUCAACAUGAGCAGGCUGCCUCAGGAAGUGAAAGUUUUUUUAAUGACCAGUCCUUCAGCCCCAUUCUGUGUCCACCACAGCCUGGUUGAGUUCCAUUUGCAGAAGAAAAGGAACAGAGUGACCAGCAUUGAGAUCAGUUUCAGCAGCAACAGCACCAAGGACACAGCGAAGAUCACCAUGCAAAACCAAGGGGCAGGGGACCAGGAUCCACUGUGGAGACAGGAAGAUGUCUCUUGAAAGCACCACCCUCCACCAGACUGUGUCUGAAUUAAAGAAUCAGACUCCACAGCUCUUGUCGCCAGGGGAUCUCCGCACCACAAGAAGUUCCCCAGAGCCUUCCUCACUUCCUACUACUUGCCCACUGCUCUGGACUGGGAUGCAGCUAGCACAUGCUGCUGGCUUCCACAGAAAGCAGGAAAAGAGCCUGCUAAAGUGUCCCAGCCAGCUCCCCUGGGAUCACAGGGCUUCCAGCGCUGGCUCCCACACAGUCCUUACUGCUAAGCCAAACUAUGUGACCUGGAGCUAAUUGUGUUGCCGAUUCAGUUGUGGGUACCAGGAGGUGGCAGGGAGAAAUGGGGAAGGGGAAGCCACACUCUAGGGUACUCUCCAGAGUGACACAGAUGCUUGGUCACAGAUUUCCAGCCAGGCAGCACAAUUUGGGUUUGUACACCAGCCUGGUGGAGCUCAGUCUGUUCGACUCCUCCUGGUUUGGAAGCCAAAUCUGUCUUUUCCGCAGAUGCAGGAGGGAAGAAAUAGUAAUAGCCAGGUCAGACCAGGAGCCCUGCAGCGCUUCCAUUGGCAGCUGUCGGACACUGGGUUUGGUGGGAGCCCAGCAGGAGGCAUGUGAGUGCUGGAGGGAAAGGCUGCCCAGGGAAGUGAGCCGGGCAGGCAAUCCCGAGGCUUUGCUGUACCCUCUGGUUUUAAUGAGACAGUGGAGUUAGAGCAGGGAAACCUAUCCAGAGAUGCCCUGCGGGGGGGAACAGCAGCUGUGUUUCUAUUAAAUGCCUUUCUUAGAAGCACAAGGCUAAACUGAAAAAUUUGCUUACAGCAAUAAACUUGCAGAUUUGAGAGCAUAAAA
This is a messenger RNA of Parus major (Great Tit), 2059 nucleotides long. RefSeq names its product phospholipase A1 member A (gene PLA1A). The transcript has 10 exons. Lineage: Eukaryota; Metazoa; Chordata; Aves; Passeriformes; Paridae. The record is from RefSeq and is a predicted model, not a curated record. The coding region runs from base 28 to 1218 and encodes 396 amino acids. Gene Ontology annotation, biological process: lipid metabolic process. Gene Ontology annotation, molecular function: carboxylic ester hydrolase activity; lipase activity.